AUGAGUCAAGAAUUACCAUUGAAAGUUAAGAUUAAGAUUCCUACUGGUCGCGAGUAUGAGCAACCAACCGGUUUGUUCAUCAACAAUGAAUUCGUGUAUCCAAAGAAGAAGAAAACAAUUGAGGUUAUUUCACCAGUUAAUGAAGAACUCAUCACUCAUGUUUAUGAGGCACAAGAAGAGGACGUUGAUGUUGCUGUUGACGCAGCCCGCGAAGCUUACUUAUCCUGGUCAACAGUAGAGCCAUCGGAAAGGGCAAGAGUAUUGUAUAAAUUGGCCGAUUUAAUUGAGGAGAAUGCCGAUUUGUUGGCCGAGAUUGAAACAUAUGAUAAUGGUAAAUCAUUGCAAAAUUCCAAGGGAGACGUUGCGCUCGCAGCAGCAUAUUUCCGAUCCUGUGCAGGCUGGACCGAUAAAAUUUUGGGCAACUUGAUCAACACUGGUGAAGGCCACUUGAAUUACACCCAAAGAGUUCCUUUGGUUUGUGGUCAGAUUAUCCCAUGGAAUUUCCCUAUAUUGAUGCUUUCUUGGAAAUUGGGCCCUGUCUUGGCUUCCGGCUCAACAACUGUAUUGAAAUCAGCUGAACCAACACCAUUAUCGGCACUUUACACAGGUAAAUUGUUAGUUGAGGCAGGAAUGCCCAAAGGUGUGGUGAACAUCAUAACCGGAUAUGGUAAUGUUGCUGGUGCAGCCAUUGCUUCACAUCCAAAGUUGGAAAAAGUUGCAUUCACCGGUUCUACUGCUGUUGGUAAGAGUAUUAUGAAGGCUGCUGCCGAAUCCAAUUUGAAGAAGGUCACUUUGGAAUUGGGUGGUAAAUCGCCCAAUGUUGUGUUUGAUGAUGCCGAUAUCGACAAUACAGUGCAAAAUCUAGUCAAUGCAAUUUUCUACAACUCUGGUGAAGUCUGCUCUGCUGGUUCACGAGUAUUGAUCCAAUCAGGAAUAUACGACAAAGUCUUGGGAGAGUUUAAAAAGGCUGCCGAAAGUAUCAAGGUUGGUAACCCAUUCGACCCAGACACUUUUAUGGGUGCACAAGUUUCUGAAACUCAGUUAUCAAGGAUCUUGAAAUACAUUGAGAUUGGUGAAAAAGAAGGUGCCAAAUUACUUACUGGUGGUAAGAGACGCGAUGGUAAAGGAUACUUUUUACAGCCUACAAUCUUCACCAAUGCUAAGGAAAAUAUGAAGAUUUCACAGGAGGAGAUCUUUGGGCCAGUUGUUACAGUAGUAAAGUUUGACACCAUCGAAGAAGCAAUUGAACUAGCUAAUGACACAGAUUAUGGGUUGGCAGCUGGUAUACACACAACAAAUAUCAACACCGCCGUCCACGUGGCAAACAAAAUCAACUCCGGUACCGUGUGGGUCAACACUUAUAACGACUUUAACUCUAUGGUUCCAUUUGGUGGUUUCCACUCUUCUGGUAUUGGUAGAGAAAUGGGAGAAGAAGUGUUUCACGAAUACACUCAAUGCAAGGCUGUUAGGAUCAAAUUGCAGCUCCCAGACAAAAACACGAAGUAA
Lodderomyces elongisporus is the source of this 1506-nucleotide messenger RNA. RefSeq names its product aldehyde dehydrogenase family protein. The transcript has a single exon. Bases 1 to 1506 code for a protein of 501 amino acids. Gene Ontology annotation, molecular function: aldehyde dehydrogenase (NAD+) activity. The record is from RefSeq and is a predicted model, not a curated record. Lineage: Eukaryota; Fungi; Ascomycota; Pichiomycetes; Serinales; Debaryomycetaceae.